ACAUAAAAUUUGGCUUCCAAAAUGGAUGGACGGCCACUCCGCGAUUCUAUAUGGACAAGCUCACAGACUAUACAUCUGAAAACAAACAACUAACUUAUCUCAAGCUGUUUCACGUUCGUGAACUAUGCGUGAAUGUAAUUCUUGAAAUUGGAUUCGGACACGGGCAGCGGAUUAUUCAAUGGCAUGGGACAGCAUAUCGCUGGUCAGAGUUUGCGGUCUUAAUUUUAGACGACAAGAAUGAAACACAGAAUCAGAUUUAUGUUCACUAUGUUAACCAAAACAACCCGCUCUCUUUUGAUUGGUUUAAACAUAACGUUAUCUGUAAGGAUCAAAUGUGGAUAUGUAAUAACCGAACAAAAGACAAAAAGGAACGUGGAUCUGUUUCGGCAGACAAAGCCAAAUCUCAGCCAGGCGGAGAAUUAGGAAAACAAGAAAACUCGCGAGAACAAGCCGAACUCUCAGAUGAGAAGCAAAGUAAAUCGGCAGAAGAUGUUAUAGCUUAUCAAGGAAACACGGAUCUUGAUUUGAAACAGUAUGAUAAUUGGGAAGAUAGAGAAAUUGGGGAGAGUUCGAGAGCAGCCGAAUUAAGAGCCGAAAAAGAAAAAGAGUUCGGAAAGAAGCCUGGUGAAGCGCAGAAAGAAGAAGAACAAAGAAAGAAAAAAGAAGCAGGUCAGAAGACUAAAGAAGCGCUAGGGAAAAACAUCGAGGAAGCGAAGAAGAAAGAAAAUGAGCAGAAAAAGAAACUUCAAGCCAAGAAAAAGAAAAAUCUGAUCAGAUCCAGUGCACCAGAAACGAGUCUGGAUUACAUGGGCAACGAUUACGUAAUAAAUAGCAAAUACGGAAUAGAUGAAGAAGCAAAAAAGCUGGAAAAAGUAUGGAACCGACAGUUAUACACUGAGAAGAUCAACUCGGCGAAAAACAAAAGAGAGAUGGAAAUAGCGGAAAAAAUCAGGAAACAGCAAGAAAACCAAACAAAUGAUGAAGAGAAGAAAGAAAAGACGAGAAAUGAAUCAUUGGAAAGCGCAAACGAAGCCAGACAAAAUAGAGAGAUGAAAUUUGAAAAAACUAAGGAAAAAAUCCUGGAAAAGGUGAAAAAACUCCAGGAAGCUGGCGAAGAAACAAAAGCCAGAGAGCUGUUAAGACAAUUAUCAAAAUUGGAAAAAAAAGCUUACCACGAAAAACAUUUACACCACAAAAUGCAUAAUAAGUCGAGGGCAAAAACAACCCCAAACCAUCAGAAAAACAAAACCGAGGCUGAAAACAAAAAAUCAAACACGAAAAAAGCUGAAAAUACAUCAAAAACAAAAUCUAAAAGUUACGCAAAAAAGCAAACCGAAAAAAAGGAACAGAAGAAAAAAGUCAAAAAAUCUACACAGAAGAAUGCAAAACCAAAUCAGUCGGAAAGUGAGAAAACAGAAAAAGAGUCAGAACAGCGUUCGUGGAAAUCUGUAGUAGCAAAUUCUCGAACUCUGUAAAA
Symsagittifera roscoffensis is the source of this 1477-nucleotide messenger RNA. RefSeq names its product DNA ligase 1-like. The record is from RefSeq and is a predicted model, not a curated record. The coding region runs from base 51 to 1475 and encodes 474 amino acids. The transcript is spliced from 2 exons. NCBI's taxonomy places the organism in Eukaryota, Metazoa, Xenacoelomorpha, Acoela, Convolutidae.